Colletotrichum orchidophilum is the source of this 735-nucleotide messenger RNA. Its product is annotated as alpha-galactosidase. The transcript has 4 exons. The record is from RefSeq and is a predicted model, not a curated record. Gene Ontology annotation, biological process: carbohydrate metabolic process. NCBI's taxonomy places the organism in Eukaryota, Fungi, Ascomycota, Sordariomycetes, Glomerellales, Glomerellaceae. The coding region runs from base 1 to 735 and encodes 244 amino acids. Gene Ontology annotation, molecular function: hydrolase activity, hydrolyzing O-glycosyl compounds.
AUGCACUCGGCCAUCCUCGCCGCUGUGGGCCUGUCCUCCACGGCCGCGGCCCUUGUUAGUGGUGACGGCAAGACCGGUCGUCUCCCGGCGCUGGGUGGACCUCGUGGAGGGAGUAUGGUCACCAAGGAGAUCAUUGUGGACACGAUCAAGUUCCUCCAGGAGAUCAAGCACACGGUGGACCAGGUCCAUGAGUUGGAACUCGAGUCUGAUGCCGAUCCUCAACCACGCCACCUUUUGGAGCGGGCCGGACGUUCAACGGGUUCUGGGGCCAUGGGGACUGGGAACAUGCUCGAAGGCGGCAACGGGAAUCUCACGCUGCAGGAGAGCAGGACCCAUUUCGUGUUCUGGGCCGUGCUCAAGAGCCCACUGAUCAUUGGGACGCAGGUGGAGGGGAUUCAGCCAGAGAUCAUGUCGAUUCGGUCGAUUCUGUCAAUCGAGGAGCUUGUCACACUUGACCAAGAUCCGAAGUUCGGGACGGCGGCGCAGCCGUUAAGCGGGGCGUUAAUCCGGACGGGGCGUGGAAUAUUCCUUACCUGGCCGAGUUUUGGUCCGGGGGUGUCGGUGGAGGGGGCGUAUGUGUUAGUGCUCAACACGCUCAGCGGUGCCGUGGAGAAGAAUAGGGCUUUCAAGAACGUUCCAUUCCUGGGUUUACAUGGUCGCGAGCUGGAGCGUCACGAUAUGGCGGCGUUGAGGAUCAAUGUGGUGAAGUGCGUCAAGAGGACGGGGCGGGAGUGA